Messenger RNA from Cannabis sativa, 312 nucleotides. RefSeq lists its product as uncharacterized. The transcript has a single exon. Bases 1 to 312 code for a protein of 103 amino acids. The record is from RefSeq and is a predicted model, not a curated record. NCBI's taxonomy places the organism in Eukaryota, Viridiplantae, Streptophyta, Magnoliopsida, Rosales, Cannabaceae.
AUGCUCGCGGCUGAAAGUAGAAAAAAGAGUUAUGUUGAUCCAAAGCGACAGGAGAUUGAUUUUCAGAUUAGAGAUAUGGUAUUCCUCCGGGUAUCGCCAAUGAAAGGCAUGAAACGCUUUGGUAAGAAAGGGAAGCUUAGCCAAAGGUUCAUUGGACCUUUUGAAAUCCUUGAGAGGAUAGGGCAAGUAGGGUACAGAUUGGCUAAGACCCCAGCGCUGGCAGCUGUACAUGAUGUGUUCCAUGUUUUGAUGCUUCAGAAGUAUGUCUCAGAUUCAUCCCAUAUCUUGAGUUAUGAAGCAUUGGAACUAUAG